Messenger RNA from Plenodomus lingam JN3, 1176 nucleotides. RefSeq lists its product as uncharacterized. The record is from RefSeq and is a predicted model, not a curated record. Gene Ontology annotation, biological process: transcription by RNA polymerase II; transcription initiation at RNA polymerase II promoter. Lineage: Eukaryota; Fungi; Ascomycota; Dothideomycetes; Pleosporales; Leptosphaeriaceae. Gene Ontology annotation, cellular component: transcription factor TFIIA complex.
AUGUCGAACCAGGUGGUGGGCGCCGUCUACCAGCAGAUCAUCGAUAAGGUGAUUGCGGUCUCCAACAACGACUUUGAGGAGUUUGGCGUAGACCACUCUACCCUCAACGAGCUGAAGCAGGGCUGGCAAGAGAAGCUAUCUGCACUCAAAGUUGCGCAGUUUCCGUGGGAUCCGCAGCCUGAGCCUGUUCGCCAGCCGCCCACGGUGCCAUCCAAUGUCAAGGUUGACACUGAUACACCUGUGUCGGCAUCUCAGGAGACGCUCAACUUUCCGAAUGUGCCAAUGAAGGCAGAUUCUGGUUAUGCACCGCCCGUCACCAACUAUUCCAAUCAGGCACAGACGACUGACGGGUCUGGUUACAACGGUGGAUAUGCGCAGAACACACAGCUGGCACAACAACGUGCCAAUGCCCUAGUACAGCAACGUAUACUUCAACAAGGUCAACCACAGCAGCAAGGUUAUGCUCAGUUGCCUAUGCAGGGUCAGCCACAAACCCAGCAGCAGCAGCAGCAGCAGCAGCAACAACAACAGCAGCGCAUGAUGACUCAACACCAGCAACAGCAUUCUCAACAGCAUUCGCAGCAUCCCCAGCAGCAGCAGCAGCGCCCACAGCAACAGCAGUCACUGACACAGCAACAGCGCGCUCCCCAGCAAGGCCAAGUCUACACAUCACAGACGGAUGGGUCGGGCGAUGCGCUGGCGGAUUGGGAGGCGUUGAAGGCUGCCCGAGCUGCUAGUAUCGAAGAACAAAUUGCUGCCGAUCAGUUCAUGCGCGCUCGUGUAGAUGCCAUGGCCAUGCGCCAGGACAGCGGACUCAUGGUGCCGCUCGACUCUAUGCCGAAAGGCAGGAAGCGCAAGGCAGCUGUCCGCGUGUUGCAGUGCGAGGAUGCAGAAGCUUCAUCGAGUGCACCAGCACCAGCUCGCUUUGACGGAGAAGAGGACGUCAAGCCCGAAGAAGAUCCAGAUGACGCGAUCAAUUCGGAUCUCGAUGACCCAGAAGAUGAGCUCAACGAUGGCGACAACAGUGACGACGACAUGGUUGACUACAUGCUGUGCACCUAUGACAAGGUCCAGCGUGUGAAGAACAAGUGGAAGUGCACCCUCAAGGAUGGCAUUCUUACGACAAACAAGAAGGAAUAUCUCUUCCACAAAGCAAAUGGUGAAUUCGAAUGGUAG